Molecule: messenger RNA, 1925 nt
Organism: Triticum dicoccoides
Lineage: Eukaryota; Viridiplantae; Streptophyta; Magnoliopsida; Poales; Poaceae
Product: alanine--glyoxylate aminotransferase 2 homolog 1, mitochondrial-like
Exons: 9
Coding region: 179-1618 (479 amino acids)
Biological process (GO): glyoxylate catabolic process
Cellular component (GO): mitochondrion
Molecular function (GO): pyridoxal phosphate binding; L-alanine:glyoxylate transaminase activity
Source: RefSeq, a predicted model, not a curated record
CAUUGGCAUUGGCACCAGCACCACUCCACUCCACCACCAGAGACCCGUGCCAAUCCCACACUCCACUCUCCUUCUCAUCCAUCCAUCUAACCACCCCCGAGCUAAUCCAGCUCCGUCUCCCUCGCUGUUCGGUUGUGGAGUACCACAGCUCCUACCCCCUAGCUAACUGAUCCGAGCCAUGGCCGCCUCGCUGCUUCGCCGCGCGGCCAGCGGCCGCGGGCGGUGUCCCUCGCCGGCGGAGUCGCUGCGGAGGCUGGUGUCCUCGGAGGCGGCGCCGGAGCAGGCCCUGCCGCGGCCUCUGCCGGAGAUGCCGCCGUUCGAGCACCGGCCGAGCCCGUACGCCGGGAUGGGCGGCGCCGAGAUCCUCGAGAAGCGGAAGAAGUUCCUUGGCCCCUCCCUCUUCUACUACUACCAGAAGCCGCUCAACAUCGUGGAAGGGAAGAUGCAGUACCUGUACGACGAACAAGGCAAGAGAUACCUCGAUUGCUUCGGAGGCAUAGUCACGGUGUCAUGUGGCCAUUGCCACCCUGAUAUUGUCAAGGCCGUGCAGGAGCAGACCAAGUUGCUUCAGCACACCACCACCAUAUACUUGCAUCAUGCCAUCGUCGAGUUUGCCGAGGCGCUUGCCUCCAAGAUGCCAGGCAAUCUCAAGGUUGUGUACUUCGUCAAUUCUGGGACCGAAGCGAAUGAAUUGGCAAUGUUGAUGGCUCGGCUGUACAGCGGGAAUCUCGGUAUGGUUGCAUUGAGAAAUGGAUACCACGGUGGGAGUGCUGGAACAAUAGGUCUCACGGGUUUGCAGACGUGGAAGUACCCGAUUCCUCAGGGUGAGAUUCAUCAUGUCAUGAAUCCGGAUCCUUACCGUGGAGCUUUUGGGUCUGAUGCUGCAGCUUAUGCCAGGGAAGUCGAAGAACAUAUAAAUUUUGGCAGUUCAGGAAGGGUUGGAGGUUUUAUCGCAGAAACUUUCCAAGGUGUAGGAGGUACUGUUGAACUAGCUCCUGGAUACCUGAAGUCGGUAUAUGAUACUGUCCGGAAGGCGGGUGGUGUCUGUAUAGCUGAUGAAGUCCAAAGUGGUUUUGGACGUACUGGAAGUAACUACUGGGGAUUCCAGACGCAGGAUGUCAUCCCUGACAUUGUAACGAUGGCAAAGGGAAUCGGCAACGGUCUACCACUCGGUGCAGUUGUAACAACUCCUGAGAUUGCAAGCGUGAUGGCUCAGAAGAUCCAGUUCAACACAUUCGGUGGGAACCCUGUCUGUUCUGCUGGUGGAUUGGCUGUUCUUAAGGUUCUCGACAAGGAGAAACGGCAGGCGCAUUGCGCAGAUGUCGGCGCUCACUUGGUGGAACGUCUGAAAUCUCUUCAGCAGAAGCAUGAAAUCAUUGGAGAUGUCAGAGGAAGGGGGCUGAUGCUUGGGGUGGAGCUCGUCACUGACAGGACGGAGAAGACUCCGGCCAAGGCUGAGACCGCUCUUCUGUUUGAGAAACUCAAAGAUCUUGGCGUUCUAGUCGGCAAAGGCGGUCUGCACGGCAACGUUUUCAGGAUUAAACCACCGAUGUGCUUCUCAAAGGACGAUGCAGAUUUCUUGGUGGACGCCAUGGACUACGCCAUGUCAGGGUUCUGAGGACCAUGAACGUUCUUGUGCCUGCCCCUGAACCGUCACCGGGGCCGCGGCGCGGAGUGCAUGGGGAUGCCCUGGUGCUGGUAGCAUGGUACGUUCCCAUGGCUGGGCUGCGUCACCGCGUGUUUGCUCGCAACGCAUGUAUACGUGCCCGGUGUCUAUGUUCGUGAUGAUGAAACACAACCCUUACCCAGGGAGAAGGGAUGAAUAAAUGAAGGGAGGAAAGCAUCAGAAAAGCGCAAUGUGCUGUCUGGCUUAUCUGCUGUUUUUUGGUAGGGAUAUCUGAAAUCCAAUGGGCAAGGAAAAUCUA